Molecule: messenger RNA, 846 nt
Organism: Trypanosoma grayi
Lineage: Eukaryota; Euglenozoa; Kinetoplastea; Trypanosomatida; Trypanosomatidae
Exons: 1
Coding region: 1-846 (281 amino acids)
Source: RefSeq, a predicted model, not a curated record
AUGAGCGACGGACAACGAGAUGCACCUGCAGUUGAGGGCGGGAGCGCGAAGGUUCUGGAGGGUAUUCACCGCCGUCGGGAGAAGCUCGAGCUCUACCAGUCGCACUCGCACAAGAUGAAGUCACUCAUGAUGAACAGUGCUGGAAUCCGCAGUGGGAUGAGCACAAAGAACGAACGCGCGUUGAACCCCAUCUGGACGAACUUCCCAACGCGCUGCGUCAAGCCGAUUCGCUCAGUGGAGGAGAUGCGGGAAAAGCUGCAGUACUUCUCCCGGAGCAACGACGUAAUGGUUGUGCGGUACCACCAGAACAACUGCACCGCGUGCAACGCCGUCGACAAGAGCUUCGAGUUCCUCUGCCACCAGAGCGCCGAACGCAUGCCAAACCUCAGGUUCUACGACGUGAACAAGGACGAGACGCCGGAGCUCGCGCGUAACCUCGUGCGGUUCCCGCAGGUAAAGGGUUACAGCGGCGGUCAUUGGACGGAUCUCGAGUUUAAGCCACCGGCCGCCUUCCGCGAGGAGCUCUACAGCGCCGUCGAGCAUGAGGUGGAAAAGCGCAAGAACGCCGGUCGCCCCGUCACGGCGCUUGAGGCGGAGGAGAUGUACUUCUCUGCCGCCGGGCCGUCGAUGCUGGAGGUGCUCGAGGAGUCUGUCGUGAAUUUCUACGCCAAGUCGCAGGUGCGGCUGCACAACUACUGGAAACAGGUGUCGGUGCGGCGCGCGUGGUUCUUCCGUAAGUUCAUCGAGCCGAAGGUUGACGAGCAGGUGCGGGACGAGUGGAGGCUGAAGUCGCUCUUCGGCGAGAAGCUCGUCUACGGCCCCGACCCCAAGCUGGAGGAUUUCUAG